UUUCUUACGUAACCGCCGCGAAGCAUUGACGACCAACUCUGCCAACACACAUACACACGCACACGCACACACACACACACAUACACACACACACACACGCACAUACACACACACACGCACUCACUCACACACACACACAUAGCAACGAAGCGAUGGCGACCACCAGUGAUGACAAGGAGUUUGUGCCAACGGCAGAGGAGCUGGAGGCGAUUGGCAAUGCCAUGAAGGACGAAAACUUCCGCAAGCUGCUGGCCGAGUAUGCCGAGGAGAUUUCAAACCCGGAGAACCGCAAGCGAUAUGAGGAGGAGCUGCGACAGAUGGAGGCCAUGCAAGGCAACGAUGUCAAGUUCAUCAACCCCGAGCCCGGGUUCGUGGUCAAGAGCAAGCUCAAGGACUCUGACACCAAAGUCUUCAUGAACAUUUGCCAGUCGGAGGUGAUUGACAAGCCGACGUCGACGACAGCGACCGAAGGCAGCAAGCGCGGAGUGCGCUGGUCCCUACCACACAGCAUCACCAAGCACCGCGAAGACCUGGACAAGGCAGGCAACACGUGCAUCGUGUACGACGUCGUGUUUCAUCCACAGGCAUUGCGACUUGCCAACAUGGACGCCCGCUUCAAGGAGAUGGUGGUGGGCACCGCGUUUGACGGCAUUGAGCAGCGCUUCUCCUACCACAAGCUCGAUCGCUCCACCAAGAAGCACCUCAAGAUGAAGUUCAAGGGCAUGCCGUCCCGGUCUGUGAUUCGCACAUCUGCCAGCGGUUCGAAUGCGGCGGCGGGUGAGGACGUGGUGGGUGCCGUCAAGUCCCAGAUACAGAAGCAGCACCAGCAGGCCAAGCAGCACCAGCAGAACCAGCCCAAACAGAAACCCGCAGUGGAGACAGACAAGCACACGGACGAUUCGUCCACCAAGCAGCCCGAUGACAGGACACCCGCGCACCGUGUUGUGUAUCGCCGCGCGUUUGAUAUGAGCGAUGUCCGUGACGCCCCUGACGCCGGCACCUCCACCCGUCCUGAGGCGAUUGUCGUGAGCGUGGAGCUGCCCAAGUGCAAGUCUGCUGCCAGCGUUGAUCUUGAUGUAGAGGAGCGACUGCUUGCCCUCUCCUCACCUGACGGCCCGUACGACCUCUCACUUCCGCUCUCAUUUCCUGUGGACGAGGAGAACGGCACUGCCAAGUUUGACAAGAGUAAGCGCAUUCUGACGGUGACGCUGCCUGUUCUGCCGGCGACCAGAGGUGGCGAAGACGACGACGCGCAGGUGGCACCCCACCCGAUGCUGGGCCGUGUUGCAGAGACACAGAGCCGCGCACUGGAGGGGAAGAAAGGGACGAUUGAUGACAAGCAAGGGCAACCGCAGCAGCUUGGCACGGUGACUGAGGUUAGCCGAGACGACAGUUCCAUCGGAAAGGCAGCGGAUGCUGCCGCUCCAGACAGCACAUCCUCUGCCCUCUCGGCAACCCAAGAUACAGCGAACGUGGAUGGUGCCUGUGAGGAUGACAGCAGCAACAACAAGAGCAGUAUCGACAACAGCAUGAGCGGCGACACCAACGACAGCGCCGCAAACAAUGCAGACAACACUGUGAACAAGCACGUACCACAUGUGACGUUUGUGCAGACACCAACCAAGCUGAGCCUCAUCAUUGAUGAGGCCGGUUUGAACAGCAGCAAUGUGAGUGCUUGCAAGCACGUGACAACGGUUGCGACUGGCAUUGACAUCCACGGCCUGGACGUGACCCUCCGCGACUCUCAACCACCUCUUCUCUUCAGGUUUGACUCGUGUUUCGAGGAGGAUCAGCCCGCAUGUGACGUCUCGCCAGAGAAUGUCGUUAUCAAACUCACAAAGACACCCGCUAUUUCGUGGCAGCGUGUGCGGUACGGUCAUGACGAAAAGACCUUGCGCGAGCGUCUCCUCUUCACCGAGGAAAACACAAAGCAGGAUAUCAAGGCCAUGGCUGACCCCUGGACGGAGCCCAGUGCCGAGCGCGCGGUAACGAGUGCAAGUACCAGUGGCUGCGACACUGGCGGGGACGAGGAGGACAGCAGUAUGGCCACAACCAAUUCAGGCGUGGUGCCGAUUGACGAACGAGACAACACGAAAGAGAUCGACCUGGAUAUGAAGCAGGCCGAUUCGCCCGGUGCACAUGAGACACCGAGUGCAACCGUCGUUGAGACACCGCGUACACCUGCAGUAGCAGGCGUGUCAGACGUGGCAGACGUGUCAUCGGCGUCGCCGGCGAGUCUUGAUCCAUCCACGGCACCACCAGAACAACAACCGCAAGACCAGCCUGCGUCCACCGCAAGAACCCCGCUCGCCUUCCAACAUGAUUUGCUGUUUGACAUGGAUUGAUUGUUGGGCGACUGUGUUCGCGGCACCUGCUUUUGAUUGUUGACAAGCAGCUGAUACGUAUGUGUAUGUGGCCUUUUUCUCAGGCAUGCGUCCUUGCUUCACCAAUGCGAGACAUGCCACCGUAGAUCAUGCCUAGGACACUGUACCCGUAUCAUGUAACCGUUCCGUUUCUCUCUGUCUUCCUUGACAUUGUGAUGAUGACUGUGACGGACUUGAAAAGAUGAACUGUUGCAUAUCGCUUUUUUGAUUUCUUGUCCAAACAGAACGACGCACUCACACACA
This is a messenger RNA of Salpingoeca rosetta, 2627 nucleotides long. RefSeq lists its product as uncharacterized. Bases 153 to 2345 code for a protein of 730 amino acids. NCBI's taxonomy places the organism in Eukaryota, Choanoflagellata, Craspedida, Salpingoecidae. Gene Ontology annotation, biological process: axonemal dynein complex assembly. The record is from RefSeq and is a predicted model, not a curated record. Gene Ontology annotation, cellular component: cytoplasm. The transcript has 12 exons.